UUCACACAGCAAACCGACACAGUUCCAACAGCCCUCACCUAACCACGUGCCUCCGCUUAGAGCUUCUCCUUUACGUAGUUUUUGCGCGCGCAGUUUCCGGCUGUGAGAAGCGUCAGGUGAAGCGGAAGUGAAGUGAAGAGGCUUGUACUGCUUACCUGUCGUCAGUCAAACUGACAGAGAAGAAACAAGGGAAAAAAAUGAGUAACCCAAUCCCAUCCAACCUGAAGUCUGAGGCCAAGAAAGCUGCCAAGAUCCUGAGAGACUUCACCGAGAUCUCCAGCAGAAAUGGGCCAGACAAACUCAUCCCCGCUCACGUAAUAGCUAAGGCUGAGGGUCUGGCCAUCAUCUCUGUCAUCAAGGCAGGCUUCAUGAUCACAGCCAGAGGAGGCAGCGGAGUAGUAAUCGCCAGGCUUCCUGACAAACGCUGGUCAGCACCUUCAGCUAUUGGCAUCGCUGGUCUGGGUGGAGGCUUCGAAAUCGGGGUGGAGGUGUCAGACUUGGUGAUCAUCCUGAAUUACCGGAGGGCCGUCGAAGCCUUCACAAAGGGUGGGAACUUGACGCUUGGCGGGAACGCCACUGUCGCCGUGGGACCUGUUGGAAGGAACGUGGAGGCUGAUGUGGCUCUGCGGAGUACUGCAGCUGUGUACACCUACUGCAGGUCCAGAGGUUUGUUUGCAGGUAUUUCUCUGGAGGGAUCCUGCCUCAUUGAACGCAAAGAAACCAACCGCAAAUUCUACUCCCAAGACAUCCGCGCAUCUGCCAUUUUGAAUGGUGAUGUGGAACCGCCGUCAGAGUGCUAUGACCUCUACCACAUCCUAGAUGUCUACACUGAGGCCUACACCACCGACUGGACAAGCAAGAACUUGCAAACUAGGUCAUCCGUUCGCCCAGCCAGACCACCAGCUCCGAUCCAGUCAAAGCCACCAAGCUACUCCGAGGUGUCAGCAGCCAGUGCCGGUAAAGCUCAGAAAUACAACUGUUCAGGUAAGUUUGCCUCCAGAAACUCUCAGAUGAACGAUUGGGGAUCAUCAGAGGGUGGAGCCACUGGGCUGAUGGUUGUCACAGCAACACAUCCCUUUGCAGGGGAGCAGCCAGGUGACCUCAGCUUUGUUCCAGGCGACCGUAUCACUGUCAUCACGAAGACAGACUCCCAGUAUGAUUGGUGGGAGGGGCAACUGGAAGAUGGUCGGGUUGGGAUCUUUCCUGCAAACUUUGUUACAUAUUGAUACUACUCUCUGGGUGUCUGACAGAAAAACAUCUGAAAGAACCAAUAUUGGGUAAAAUGAGUUUGGAACGUGGUUGUUCUGUUAGGCGUAAACACUCCACUGCAUGAAUAUACUUGUAAAUGAAUUAAUAAUCCUUCGGUUUUUCACAUAGUAAAUGUAAUAUUGGAAAUUUUGAAACAUUUGUCAGACAAAAUACAUUUUGACAUAUUUCACAAAAAUAUUUUAACUGGCAUUUUUAACCAUUUCAAAUGUUUCACAUUUAAUAUUGAAGUACCACUGUUUGUUUGUUUCUUGGUACAAAUUUGAAUCACAAAAAGACAACCACUUGGAUUAAAUGAAAUCAACUAUUCCAUUAUUAUUGUGAUUAUUAGUUUCAUCAUCAUAAUUAUUAUUAUUUACAUUUAGUUUGAAAUUGAUUGGGAACUUUAGGCUGGUUGCCUAAAGGCUGGGUGCCAACAGAAGCGUUUGUUUGUUUUUCUUUUAGUUUAGUUUCUUUUAUAGUUUAAAGUCUUGAUAUUUUAAGAUCAGUGGCACCACCAAAACUGCUGUAAAGUCUAAAAAUUGAACAAAAAGUUGAAAUUUAACUGUCAGCUGCUGUGAUCAGGGAACUUUAAGGGGCUGUAAAUUUCAACACCAACUGUUAGGCACUUUCUUUAGCUCUUUAAGUCAAUGUGUUACAAUUAUCGUGGAGAUGGUUAUACUGACUUUGCUGCACCCUUGUUCUUUUUUUUUUUUUUUGCAUGUAAAUAUGGUUAUGCAUGAUGUUGUAAUAAUGUUAAAUGGAGCGGGUUACAAGGUGGAUGAAGGAAUUUUUAAGGAGUUUAAUAUAUGCAUAUCAGUUUAAAUAUUGUUUUUCUUCACUUUGCACUUUUUUAAAAUGACAUUUAAAGUAUGAGUUUAGGGAUCUGCUAAUGUUUUAAUCUUAACAAUGUCUUCAGAUUAAUAAUUGUGGUGUGGGUGAGUAUUCUUUUUGGGGGGGGCUUUUU
Molecule: messenger RNA, 2212 nt
Organism: Haplochromis burtoni (Burton's mouthbrooder)
Lineage: Eukaryota; Metazoa; Chordata; Actinopteri; Cichliformes; Cichlidae
Gene: sh3yl1
Product: SH3 and SYLF domain containing 1
Exons: 10
Coding region: 198-1226 (342 amino acids)
Cellular component (GO): ruffle membrane
Molecular function (GO): phosphatidylinositol binding; protein binding
Source: RefSeq, a predicted model, not a curated record